AUGUCAAAAGAGGAAGCCAAUGGCUGGUACGAGAUAUUUCUCUCUUACUGGAAAGCCGUCGGCGAGAUUCUCGCGGUUGAAGGGCUCCGAGGUGGUGCUAAGUCUUCCUGGACGCAAGUAUACGAGAAGUGGAAGGAUUUCACCUUACUGGUCGUGCGUGGAUACACACAUCACGACUUUGAGAAUUGGACGAUCCCCUGCCUCUACGUUGCAGGGCGAUAUCUCCGUUUGUACGCCAUCCGGGCGGAUGAGGAAAGACGACGAUCUGGAGACGACACGGAGAUGAACUUCUCUGACGACAUAGAACCCGAGUCAGAAAACAACCGCUAUCUCGUUGAGUGUUCAAGACACUUGAACAGAAUAUUCCAAAUUUGUCUGAGUGACAGGGCUCCCCUCGAAGAAUCCCGCAAAUGGGGCAUAUACUAUGCCAUCAAUCUUCUCUUCAAAACAUUCUUCAAGCUGAAUAAUGCUUCCCUAUGCAAAGGUGUGCUCAAAGCUCUCUCUGCCACCAGCAAGGACAUGCCAUCGAUCGAUCGAUUCCCCAAAUCGCAACAUGUCACCUUCAAGUACUAUGAGGGUGUCCUAGCAUUUCUUGAAGAGGAUUAUGUCAAGGCAGAGGAAUACUUGACACAGGCAUGGCAGCUGUGCCACAAGGAUGCGACUUCAAACCUUGAACUGAUUUUAAGCUAUCUCGUACCUUGUCACCUUCUGACGACACACACGCUGCCCAAUGCAAAGCUUCUGGCUCCAUACCCCAAACUCCAGAAACUCUUCCUGCCUCUUGCUGAUGCGAUCAAGAAGGCCGAUCUCCAUGCCUUUGAUGUGGCGCUACGGGACGGGGAAGACGAGUUCAUCAGACGACGCAUCUACCUUACACUAGAACGUGGUCGUGGCAUUGCUCUGCGCAACCUGGCGCGGAAGGUCUUCGUGGCUGGCGGGUUUGAAGACGCGAAAGAUGGAGCUGUGCCUGUGAGACGCACCCGCAUUCCUGUUGCUGAGUUUACUGCCGCGAUCAACUUGAGCAGCCAACGCAAGACCGAUUCAGACGAGGUUGAGUGCUUGUUGGCCAACAUGAUCUACAAGGUAAGUCUAUGGUUGCAGUGGUCAUUCUCAAGCCACCGUGCUUGUCGGAAUUUGAUGAAAGGCUACAUAGCCCAUGAACGUGGUAUCGUCGUGCUGAGCAAGAACGGUGCGUUCCCGGGAACGGGGGUAUAG
Microdochium trichocladiopsis is the source of this 1215-nucleotide messenger RNA. RefSeq lists its product as uncharacterized. The record is from RefSeq and is a predicted model, not a curated record. Bases 1 to 1215 code for a protein of 404 amino acids. Gene Ontology annotation, molecular function: RNA binding; double-stranded DNA binding. Gene Ontology annotation, cellular component: transcription export complex 2. The transcript has 6 exons. Gene Ontology annotation, biological process: poly(A)+ mRNA export from nucleus; post-transcriptional tethering of RNA polymerase II gene DNA at nuclear periphery; transcription elongation by RNA polymerase II. NCBI's taxonomy places the organism in Eukaryota, Fungi, Ascomycota, Sordariomycetes, Xylariales, Microdochiaceae.